GGGUUGGGGCGGGGGGCGGGAGCCCGGCGAGCGCGCUGCUGGAGGUGGCCCGGCGGGAAGAGCCCUGGACGCGAUCUUGAAGAGAGAAUGGCCGCGUCCCUGAUUGCAACCUUUUCCAUAUUAGUUUCCUGUGUCUGCGGCAAUAUCUUCCACAGACACCAGACUUGGUUUGAUGGUGUCUUCUUGUCCUCGAUGUGUCCCAUCAACGUAAGCACGAACACCAUGUAUGGUAUCAUGUUUGAUGCAGGGAGCACUGGAACUCGAAUUCACGUUUACACCUUUGUGCAGAAGAUGCCAGACCAUCUUCCAACAUUGGAAGGGGAAAUCUUUGAGUCGGUGAAGCCAGGGCUUUCUGCCUUUGCAGAUCAACCGAAGCAGGGUGCUGAGACUGUUCGAAGACUCUUAGAAAUAGCCAAAGAAUCAGUCCCCCAGAGUCACUGGAAAAGGACCCCAGUGGUAUUAAAAGCUACUGCAGGACUUCGGCUCCUGCCUGAACACAAAGCCCAGGCUCUGCUCUCGGAAGUAAGGGAGAUCUUCAAAAAAUCACCUUUCCUGGUCCCAGAAGACAGUGUUAGCAUCAUGGAUGGAUCCUAUGAAGGAAUAUUAGCCUGGGUUACUGUGAAUUUUCUAACAGGUCAAUUGCAUGGUCAAAACCCGACGACCGUUGGGACUCUGGACUUGGGAGGGGCUUCCACCCAAAUUACAUUCCUGCCCCAAUUUAAGAAAACCCUGGAACAAACCCCCAGUGACUAUCUCACAUCCUUUGAGAUGUUCAACAGCACGUAUGAGCUCUACACACAUAGUUACUUAGGAUUUGGACUAAAAGCCGCUAGGCUCGCGACCCUGGGAGCCCUGGACACGGAAGCCGUUGACGGACAGACAUUCCGAAGUUCCUGUCUACCCAAGUGGUUGGAGGCAGAAUGGGAUUUUGGGGGAGUGAAAUAUCACUAUGGUGGAAGAAAGGAAGGGGAGACAGGGUUUGAGGCCUGCUAUUCUGAAGUGCUUCGGGUGGUUCGAGGAAAACUUCACCAGCCAGAUGAGAUCCGCAGAAGCUCCUUUUAUGCCUUUUCUUAUUAUUAUGAUAGAGCUGCUGACACAGACAUGAUUGAUUAUGAAAAGGGAGGCGUCUUAAAAGUGAAAGACUUUGAAAAAAAAGCCAGGGAAGUGUGUGAUAACUUAGAAAACUUUACCUCGGGCAGUCCAUUCCUGUGUAUGGAUCUCAGUUACAUAACAGCCUUAUUAAAGGAUGGCUUUGGGUUCAUGGACGGUACUAUCUUACAGCUCACAAAGAAAGUGAAUAACAUAGAGACUGGCUGGCCUGGGUGCUACCUUUCAUCUACUGCAGUCUCUAGACCUUUUCCACUGAGGCCCAAGUACUUCCUCCAGGGACUACAAAUGCCAAUCAGUGACCUUUCCAGAAUGAGGAGUGAUGACCCACUCACUGAAUGAGUCUAGAAUACCAUGGACCAAAGCUAAGCAACCAGCUCCAUAAGAAGCUAGAGAAAUUAGUAGAUGGGAUUUGACCUAGAUCCUUAUGAUUUCUGUUUAAUUAAUUAUACACAUUUAAUGUGAGCUGUCACCUGACCUUUCUGAAUGUUUGGAGCCAGUACCAGAGUCUUAAGCAUUUGAGCCUCUUUCUGUGUUGUGAAAAGCCGCAUCAGCCAAAAAGGGUAGAUCAGGAAUUUUACCCUUGGGUUGGGAUUCCAGGAACAAACUCUACAAGUCAACUCUGCAGCCCCAACAGUCUUCAGAGUCAACUUCUGGCCAACCGUGUGGGACCAAAGAAAACUGAAAGAAAAACCAACCUUUGGAAUUCUCAUCUUUUUGGAAAAGCUCCAGUUUUUCUGUACGUUAAAAUGAUUUAUUUGUAAUCCGAUAACACAUUCAAUAACAAUUGGGGUGUUUUUUGUUUAUUUUUGCCUGAGGGGGGUAGGUGUGGAACCUUAGGCCUUUUAAAAAAAAACAAACUUGUUACCAAUGAAUGGCUUCGUAUCUGAAAUCAUGUACAGUGCUGCCCAUUAUAACUCUGGUCAGUAACCUCCAUCCAACCAGAGCGCCUUGGGCUGGCCGUUUUAAAUCUUAGUGAGGAAAAUGGGGAGUUCCUGUGAUAAAAGUCUCAUGGGCAAUCUCAUGAUUUUCACCAAUAUGUGCAAAGUGCAAUAUUUAGGAACACAGAAAUUGUCUUCCUUCUGGCUGAGCCUAUCCACCUGAUUAUUCAUGGAUGUUGAUUGUUCAUUCCUAAGAAAAACUUGGCAGUACACCAAGUUCUUUUGUCUCAUCCCAUCUUUUAAGCUGGGGUACUUUCUAAUGGGUCUAUUUGGUCCAUCCAACCUAUAUUUUUUUUGCCAACGGCAGUCUUGAGGGGCAUGCUUUCAGACAUUAUUGUCUUCCUUAAAGUCCAUCUUAAAGACCAGGGAUGCUCCAGUUUCUCUUAGUAGGCAUUUAUGGCUCUUAUGAGGCACACGUUGGAGCAAAUCUUUUUAAAAACAUGCAUUUUCUGUUUGGGGUAGCUGAUGUCUCAUAGUCUCUACUGUCUCAGCUCUAAAAUUCCAUGAUUCUAUAUGUUUGUCACCUAAACUUAACUCGCAAAAGUUUUAAAAGACAGCACUCUAUCCUAGCAUUUCCACAUAUGGUGAACAAGCUUGUGUGCUCACCUCUCCACAGCAUUUCAUAUUUUUAUUGAUUUUAAUCAUGUCUUCUCUCAGUCUUUUCCCAGUCUUUUAGUCUUUCAUGUGCCAGUUAUUUUGGUCACCACUCUCUGGUUCUUCUACAGUUUUAUAAGAUCUUUGUUGAGGUGGCAGCCAGAACUGCCUAUAGCGUUACCAGGGUGGACGUCCUAUAGUUCUAAUGGAAGGAUAGGACAAAAAGUCUGUUGCUUU
Phascolarctos cinereus (koala) is the source of this 2879-nucleotide messenger RNA. It is a transcript of the gene ENTPD5, whose product is annotated as ectonucleoside triphosphate diphosphohydrolase 5 (inactive). The record is from RefSeq and is a predicted model, not a curated record. Lineage: Eukaryota; Metazoa; Chordata; Mammalia; Diprotodontia; Phascolarctidae. Gene Ontology annotation, molecular function: hydrolase activity.